This is a messenger RNA of Stegostoma tigrinum, 18408 nucleotides long. RefSeq lists its product as uncharacterized. The record is from RefSeq and is a predicted model, not a curated record. The transcript is spliced from 115 exons. Gene Ontology annotation, biological process: innate immune response; antibacterial humoral response. NCBI's taxonomy places the organism in Eukaryota, Metazoa, Chordata, Chondrichthyes, Orectolobiformes, Stegostomatidae. Gene Ontology annotation, molecular function: peptidase inhibitor activity. Gene Ontology annotation, cellular component: extracellular region. Bases 22 to 18150 code for a protein of 6042 amino acids.
CACUCCCAGCUUCUGACGGUCAUGAAACUCCUCAGAGCAUUGCUGCUGUUGAUGCUCUGGCUGGUUGGUCCUGGCCAUACAGAGGAAGCCUUCGAAUGUCCAGCGCAGUCUCGUCUCCAGCCCAUUUGUCAGAUGAAACUGGGCUCUCAAUGUUCCACUGAUGAUGACUGCGAUAUCUGGCAAAGGUGUUGUGAGACCGGAUGUGGGAGGAGAUGUGUCAUGAGUUUCAAGCCUGGAGACCACAGAUCCACGUGUCCAGAUGGGACCAGACUGCAUUACGUCUGUCGAAUGAACUUCACCUCUCCCUGCGACGGGAACAAUUCCUGUGGUCACUGGGCAUUGUGCUGUAACACGGAGUGUGGGCCUCGAUGUGUGUCUCAGUGGUUUGCGAGAAAGCCUACUGACCAGUGUCCAGAGGAGGACACCCUCUCCAAGUUCUGUCGGAUCAGCACUGGGCAUUCUUGCCAGGACAGCCAGGACUGUGAUGGAUACCACUUGUGUUGUGAUGCUGGCUGUGGGAAGAAGUGCACCCCAAAGUGUUUCACAGGAGAGAACGGAACUUGUCCCUUCCGUGGGAGGCUGACGAUGUUGUGCAACACGACCCUGGGAAAAGACUGCAGGAACGACACGCAGUGUGACGUUUGGCAGAGGUGCUGCCUGGCCAAGGGCUGUGGGGGGAAAUGUGUGCCCACAUUCAUCAGUAAAUUUCUGCCAAAGAAAUGCCCGGAACAUUCCCAAGUGUCUUUCCUGUGUAAGAAAAGCUGGAUCCAAUCUUGUGAGGAUGAUGACGAUUGCCCUUCGUACAAACAGUGCUGUGAUAUUGGAUGUGGCAAGAAAUGUAUCUACUCCUUCAGACGCGGUGAGAGACCUGGAGAGUGCUCGAGCCCCAGUCAACUGAGCUAUGUCUGUAACACAACUCUGGGCAGGGAGUGUCAAAGUGAGAGUGACUGUGGCAGGUGGGGGACAUGCUGCUUUACCCCAUGUGGGUCAAGAUGUGUCCUCAAGCACUUCAGAGAUGAUAAUGGGCAGUGCCCUCGCCCCGACCAUCUUGCCUGUGUGUGUAACUCCACCUUUGGGAGGGUGUGUGAGUCAGAUGGAGAUUGUGCUGGAUCUCAAAGGUGCUGUGAUGCUGGUUGUCAGAAACGCUGUGUCCCGUCAUUCUACAGGAAGUCUGAUGGAGACUGGGGGAAAUCUGAGCAGUGUCCAAAGGUGUCCAGCCUGGAUCGUGUCUGCAGGAUGAAUCACAGCAUCUCGUGUGAAGACAAUGAGGACUGUGGGAAGUGGACGUCAUGUUGUGAGACUCCGUGUGGUAGACGCUGUGUGCACUCGUUCAUGGGACAGAACCGCAAUGUGUCAGUCUCAGUGUCUGUCACAGAUCGGACGUUUGGAAUGUGUCCUUCCCCUCAGCGCCUGUCUGCAGUGUGUGACAUGAAGUACGGUGAGCUGUGUGAGGAUGAUAACGACUGCUAUGCCUGGCAGACCUGCUGCAACACCAGUUGUGGGCAACGCUGUGUGCAUUCUUUCCACGGCAGGAGGAGUGAAGAAAGGUGUCCGUCAGCUUCCAGACUGAGGCACGUCUGCUCCGAGAGUUUCCAUACUCAGUGCGAUAAGGACAGUGACUGCGAAGAUUGGCAGACCUGCUGCAAUACCUCCUGUGGGAAUAGAUGUGUCUCCAAGUUCCUGACCAGAUCGACCCAAUGCCCUGCUUCCACACGCCUGGACCCGUUCUGUGAGAUGAAGCUGGGAGAUGUGUGUAUGAGUGACGCUGAUUGCUUUGCCUGGUCCUCGUGCUGCGAUGCUAACUGCGGAAAGAGAUGUGUGCCUCGUUUCCUCAUGGGCCGAGAUGAGAGCUGUCCCGCUCCCCACCGCCUCGAACCCAUGUGUGACAUGAAACUGGGAGAUCAGUGCAACGGAGAUGAAGACUGUGAUGCCUGGCAGAGCUGCUGUCAGAGCAAGUGUGGAAAAGUCUGUAUCCCCAGCAUCAUGGAUGAUGAUGAUGAGGGAGACUGCCCUGAUCGAUACCGGGCAAAGUGGAUCUGUGAGAGGAACUCGAGCAUGUCGUGUGUGAGGGACGAAGACUGCAGGAGCUGGGAGCAAUGCUGCGACGUGGGCUGCGGGAGGAGAUGUGUCCGCAGCAGCUCACUGCACAAGGGAGGGGCGCAGUGCCCACAGAGCAGUGCCCUGGGCAAGGUCUGCACCAUGAAGCUGGGAGAUGAAUGUGAAGCAGACACUGACUGUGACCGUUGGCAGAUGUGCUGUGACGCCGGCUGCGGAAAAAGAUGCGUCUUUCGUUUCUUCAAAGGAGAGAACAGGAGCUGCCCAGCUGCCGAACGCCUUACCCCGAUGUGUGACAUCAACUACGGCCAGGAGUGUCGAAACGACGAUGACUGUGAUCUGUGGCUGUCGUGCUGUGAGGCUGGAUGUGGGAAGCGAUGUGUCCGUCGGUAUUACGCACAUGAAACAGGAAAGCGAGACGCGCAGUGUCCCAAACCAUCCCAAACUCAACAUAUCUGUGACCGGGACGACGGUGAGGAAUGUGAGGGAGAUGACGACUGCACAAGGUGGAAGCGAUGCUGUCAGGUCGGAGAUUGCGGAAAACGCUGUGUCUACGGGGUCCGCAGGCGAGCGGAAGCGUUCGAAUGUCCAGCGCAGUCUCGCCUCCAGCCCAUUUGUCAGAUGAAACUGGGCUCUCAAUGUUCCACUGAUGACGACUGCGAUAUCUGGCAAAGGUGUUGUGAGACCGGAUGUGGGAAGAGAUGUGUCAUGAGUUUCAAGCCUGGAGAGCACGGAUCCACGUGUCCGGAUGGGACCAGACUGCAUUAUGUCUGUCGAAUGAACUUCACCUCUCGCUGCGACGGUGACGAUUCCUGUGGUCACUGGGCAUCGUGCUGUAACACGGAGUGUGGGCCUCGAUGUGUGUCACAGUGGUUUGCGAGAAAGCCUACUGACCAGUGUCCAGAGGAGGACACCCUCUCCAAGUUCUGUCGGAUCAGCACUGGGCAUUCUUGCCAGGACAGCCAGGACUGUGAUGGAUACCACUUGUGUUGUGAUGCUGGCUGUGGGAAGAAGUGCACCCCAAAGUGUUUCACAGGAGAGAACGGAACUUGUCCCUUCCGUGGGAGGCUGACGAUGUUGUGCAACACGACCCUGGGAAAAGACUGCAGGAACGACACGCAGUGUGACGUCUGGCAGAGGUGCUGCCUGGCCAAGGGCUGUGGGGGGAAAUGUGUGCCCACAUUCAUCAGUAAAUUUCUGCCAAAGAAAUGCCCGGAACAUUCCCAAGUGUCUUUCCUGUGUAAGAAAAGCUGGAUCCAAUCUUGUGAGGAUGAUGACGAUUGCCCUUCGUACAAACAGUGCUGUGAUAUUGGAUGUGGCAAGAAAUGUAUCUACUCCUUCAGACGCGGUGAGAGACCUGGAGAGUGCUCGAGCCCCAGUCAACUGAGCUAUGUCUGUAACACAACUCUGGGCAGGGAGUGUAAAAGUGAGAGUGACUGUGGCAGGUGGGGGACAUGCUGCUUUACCCCAUGUGGGUCAAGAUGUGUCCUCAAGCACUUCAGAGAUGAUAAUGGGCAGUGCCCUCGCCCCGACCAUCUUGCCUGUGUGUGUAACUCCACCUUUGGGAGGGUGUGUGAGUCAGAUGGAGAUUGUGCUGGAUCUCAAAGGUGCUGUGAUGCUGGUUGUCAGAAACGCUGUGUCCCGUCGUUCUACAGGAAGUCUGAUGGAGACUGGGGGAAAUCUGAGCAGUGUCCAAAGGUGUCCAGCCUGGAUCGUGUCUGCAGGAUGAAUCACAGCAUCUCGUGUGAAGACAAUGAGGACUGUGGGAAGUGGACGUCAUGUUGUGAGACUCCGUGUGGUAGACGCUGUGUGCACUCGUUCAUGGGACAGAACCGCAAUGUGUCAGUCUCAGUGUCUGUCACAGAUCGGACGUUUGGAAUGUGUCCUUCCCCUCAGCGCCUGUCUGCAGUGUGUGACAUGAAGUACGGUGAGCUGUGUGAGGAUGAUAACGACUGCUAUGCCUGGCAGACCUGCUGCAACACCAGUUGUGGGCAACGCUGUGUGCAUUCUUUCCACGGCAGGAGGAGUGAAGAAAGGUGUCCGUCAGCUUCCAGACUGAGGCACGUCUGCUCCGAGAGUUUCCAUACUCAGUGCGAUAAGGACAGUGACUGCGAAGAUUGGCAGACCUGCUGCAAUACCUCCUGUGGGAAUAGAUGUGUCUCCAAGUUCCUGACCAGAUCGACCCAAUGCCCUGCUUCCACACGCCUGGACCCGUUCUGUGAGAUGAAGCUGGGAGAUGUGUGUAUGAGUGACGCUGAUUGCUUUGCCUGGUCCUCGUGCUGCGAUGCUAACUGCGGAAAGAGAUGUGUGCCUCGUUUCCUCAUGGGCCGAGAUGAUAGCUGUCCCGCUCCCCACCGCCUCGAACCCAUGUGUGACAUGAAACUGGGAGAUCAGUGCAACGGAGAUGAAGACUGUGAUGCCUGGCAGAGCUGCUGUCAGAGCAAGUGUGGAAAAGUCUGUAUCCCCAGCAUCAUGGAUGAUGAUGAGGAGGGAGACUGCCCUGAUCGAUACCGGGCAAAGUGGAUCUGUGAGAGGAACUCGAGCAUGUCGUGUGUGAGGGACGAAGACUGCAGGAGCUGGGAGCAAUGCUGCGACGUGGGCUGCGGGAGGAGAUGUGUCCGCAGCAGCUCACUGCACAAGGGAGGUGCGCAGUGCCCACAGAGCAGUGCCCUGGGCAAGGUCUGCACCAUGAAGCUGGGAGAUGAAUGUGAAGCAGACACUGACUGUGACCGUUGGCAGAUGUGCUGUGACGCCGGCUGCGGAAAAAGAUGCGUCUUUCGUUUCUUCAAAGGAGAGAACAGGAGCUGCCCAGCUGCCGAACGCCUUACCCCGAUGUGUGACAUCAACUACGGCCAGGAGUGUCGAAACGACGAUGACUGUGAUCUGUGGCUGUCGUGCUGUGAGGCUGGAUGUGGGAAGCGAUGUGUCCGUCGGUAUUACGCACAUGAAACAGGAAUGCGAGACGCACAGUGUCCCAAACCAUCCCAAACUCAACAUAUCUGUGACCGGGACGACGGUGAGGAAUGUGAGGGAGAUGACGACUGCACAAGGUGGAAGCGAUGCUGUCAGGUCGGAGAUUGCGGAAAACGCUGUGUCUACGGGGUCCGCAGGCGAGCGGAAGCGUUCGAAUGUCCAGCGCAGUCUCGCCUCCAGCCCAUUUGUCAGAUGAAACUGGGCUCUCAAUGUUCCACUGAUGACGACUGCGAUAUCUGGCAAAGGUGUUGUGAGACCGGAUGUGGGAAGAGAUGUGUCAUGAGUUUCAAGCCUGGAGAGCACGGAUCCACGUGUCCGGAUGGGACCAGACUGCAUUAUGUCUGUCGAAUGAACUUCACCUCUCGCUGCGACGGUGACGAUUCCUGUGGUCACUGGGCAUCGUGCUGUAACACGGAGUGUGGGCCUCGAUGUGUGUCACAGUGGUUUGCGAGAAAGCCUACUGACCAGUGUCCAGAGGAGGACACCCUCUCCAAGUUCUGUCGGAUCAGCACUGGGCAUUCUUGCCAGGACAGCCAGGACUGUGAUGGAUACCACUUGUGUUGUGAUGCUGGCUGUGGGAAGAAGUGCACCCCAAAGUGUUUCACAGGAGAGAACGGAACUUGUCCCUUCCGUGGGAGGCUGACGAUGUUGUGCAACACGACCCUGGGAAAAGACUGCAGGAACGACACGCAGUGUGACGUCUGGCAGAGGUGCUGCCUGGCCAAGGGCUGUGGUGGGAAAUGUGUGCCCACAUUCAUCAGUAAAUUUCUGCCAAAGAAAUGCCCGGAACAUUCCCAAGUGUCUUUCCUGUGUAAGAAAAGCUGGAUCCAAUCUUGUGAGGAUGAUGACGAUUGCCCUUCGUACAAACAGUGCUGUGAUAUUGGAUGUGGCAAGAAAUGUAUCUACUCCUUCAGACGCGGUGAGAGACCUGGAGAGUGCUCGAGCCCCAGUCAACUGAGCUAUGUCUGUAACACAACUCUGGGCAGGGAGUGUCAAAGUGAGAGUGACUGUGGCAGGUGGGGGACAUGCUGCUUUACCCCAUGUGGGUCAAGAUGUGUCCUCAAGCACUUCAGAGAUGAUAAUGGGCAGUGCCCUCGCCCCGACCAUCUUGCCUGUGUGUGUAACUCCACCUUUGGGAGGGUGUGUGAGUCAGAUGGAGAUUGUGCUGGAUCUCAAAGGUGCUGUGAUGCUGGUUGUCAGAAACGCUGUGUCCCGUCGUUCUACAGGAAGUCUGAUGGAGACUGGGGGAAAUCUGAGCAGUGUCCAAAGGUGUCCAGCCUGGAUCGUGUCUGCAGGAUGAAUCACAGCAUCUCGUGUGAAGACAAUGAGGACUGUGGGAAGUGGACGUCAUGUUGUGAGACUCCGUGUGGUAGACGCUGUGUGCACUCGUUCAUGGGACAGAACCGCAAUGUGUCAGUCUCAGUGUCUGUCACAGAUCGGACGUUUGGAAUGUGUCCUUCCCCUCAGCGCCUGUCUGCAGUGUGUGACAUGAAGUACGGUGAGCUGUGUGAGGAUGAUAACGACUGCUAUGCCUGGCAGACCUGCUGCAACACCAGUUGUGGGCAACGCUGUGUGCAUUCUUUCCACGGCAGGAGGAGUGAAGAAAGGUGUCCGUCAGCUUCCAGACUGAGGCACGUCUGCUCCGAGAGUUUCCAUACUCAGUGCGAUAAGGACAGUGACUGCGAAGAUUGGCAGACCUGCUGCAAUACCUCCUGUGGGAAUAGAUGUGUCUCCAAGUUCCUGACCAGAUCGACCCAAUGCCCUGCUUCCACACGCCUGGACCCGUUCUGUGAGAUGAAGCUGGGAGAUGUGUGUAUGAGUGACGCUGAUUGCUUUGCCUGGUCCUCGUGCUGCGAUGCUAACUGCGGAAAGAGAUGUGUGCCUCGUUUCCUCAUGGGCCGAGAUGAUAGCUGUCCCGCUCCCCACCGCCUCGAACCCAUGUGUGACAUGAAACUGGGAGAUCAGUGCAACGGAGAUGAAGACUGUGAUGCCUGGCAGAGCUGCUGUCAGAGCAAGUGUGGAAAAGUCUGUAUCCCCAGCAUCAUGGAUGAUGAUGAGGAGGGAGACUGCCCUGAUCGAUACCGGGCAAAGUGGAUCUGUGAGAGGAACUCGAGCAUGUCGUGUGUGAGGGACGAAGACUGCAGGAGCUGGGAGCAAUGCUGCGACGUGGGCUGCGGGAGGAGAUGUGUCCGCAGCAGCUCACUGCACAAGGGAGGGGCGCAGUGCCCACAGAGCAGUGCCCUGGGCAAGGUCUGCACCAUGAAGCUGGGAGAUGAAUGUGAAGCAGACACUGACUGUGACCGUUGGCAGAUGUGCUGUGACGCCGGCUGCGGAAAAAGAUGCGUCUUUCGUUUCUUCAAAGGAGAGAACAGGAGCUGCCCAGCUGCCGAACGCCUUACCCCGAUGUGUGACAUCAACUACGGCCAGGAGUGUCAAAACGACGAUGACUGUGAUCUGUGGCUGUCGUGCUGUGAGGCUGGAUGUGGGAAGCGAUGUGUCCGUCGGUAUUACGCACAUGAAACAGGAAAGCGAGACGCACAGUGUCCCAAACCAUCCCAAACUCAACAUAUCUGUGACCGGGACGACGGUGAGGAAUGUGAGGGAGAUGACGACUGCACAAGGUGGAAGCGAUGCUGUCAGGUCGGAGAUUGCGGAAAACGCUGUGUCUACGGGGUCCGCAGGCGAGCGGAAGCGUUCGAAUGUCCAGCGCAGUCUCGCCUCCAGCCCAUUUGUCAGAUGAAACUGGGCUCUCAAUGUUCCACUGAUGACGACUGCGAUAUCUGGCAAAGGUGUUGUGAGACCGGAUGUGGGAAGAGAUGUGUCAUGAGUUUCAAGCCUGGAGAGCACGGAUCCACGUGUCCGGAUGGGACCAGACUGCAUUAUGUCUGUCGAAUGAACUUCACCUCUCGCUGCGACGGUGACGAUUCCUGUGGUCACUGGGCAUCGUGCUGUAACACGGAGUGUGGGCCUCGAUGUGUGUCACAGUGGUUUGCGAGAAAGCCUACUGACCAGUGUCCAGAGGAGGACACCCUCUCCAAGUUCUGUCGGAUCAGCACUGGGCAUUCUUGCCAGGACAGCCAGGACUGUGAUGGAUACCACUUGUGUUGUGAUGCUGGCUGUGGGAAGAAGUGCACCCCAAAGUGUUUCACAGGAGAGAACGGAACUUGUCCCUUCCCUGGGAGGCUGACGAUGUUGUGCAACAUGACCCUGGGAAAAGACUGCAGGAACGACACGCAGUGUGACGUCUGGCAGAGGUGCUGCCUGGCCAAGGGCUGUGGGGGGAAAUGUGUGCCCACAUUCAUCAGUAAAUUUCUGCCAAAGAAAUGCCCGGAACAUUCCCAAGUGUCUUUCCUGUGUAAGAAAAGCUGGAUCCAAUCUUGUGAGGAUGAUGACGAUUGCCCUUCGUACAAACAGUGCUGUGAUAUUGGAUGUGGCAAGAAAUGUAUCUACUCCUUCAGACGCGGUGAGAGACCUGGAGAGUGCUCGAGCCCCAGUCAACUGAGCUAUGUCUGUAACACAACUCUGGGCAGGGAGUGUAAAAGUGAGAGUGACUGUGGCAGGUGGGGGACAUGCUGCUUUACCCCAUGUGGGUCAAGAUGUGUCCUCAAGCACUUCAGAGAUGAUAAUGGGCAGUGCCCUCGCCCCGACCAUCUUGCCUGUGUGUGUAACUCCACCUUUGGGAGGGUGUGUGAGUCAGAUGGAGAUUGUGCUGGAUCUCAAAGGUGCUGUGAUGCUGGUUGUCAGAAACGCUGUGUCCCGUCGUUCUACAGGAAGUCUGAUGGAGACUGGGGGAAAUCUGAGCAGUGUCCAAAGGUGUCCAGCCUGGAUCGUGUCUGCAGGAUGAAUCACAGCAUCUCGUGUGAAGACAAUGAGGACUGUGGGAAGUGGACGUCAUGUUGUGAGACUCCGUGUGGUAGACGCUGUGUGCACUCGUUCAUGGGACAGAACCGCAAUGUGUCAGUCUCAGUGUCUGUCACAGAUCGGACGUUUGGAAUGUGUCCUUCCCCUCAGCGCCUGUCUGCAGUGUGUGACAUGAAGUACGGUGAGCUGUGUGAGGAUGAUAACGACUGCUAUGCCUGGCAGACCUGCUGCAACACCAGUUGUGGGCAACGCUGUGUGCAUUCUUUCCACGGCAGGAGGAGUGAAGAAAGGUGUCCGUCAGCUUCCAGACUGAGGCACGUCUGCUCCGAGAGUUUCCAUACUCAGUGCGAUAAGGACAGUGACUGCGAAGAUUGGCAGACCUGCUGCAAUACCUCCUGUGGGAAUAGAUGUGUCUCCAAGUUCCUGACCAGAUCGACCCAAUGCCCUGCUUCCACACGCCUGGACCCGUUCUGUGAGAUGAAGCUGGGAGAUGUGUGUAUGAGUGACGCUGAUUGCUUUGCCUGGUCCUCGUGCUGCGAUGCUAACUGCGGAAAGAGAUGUGUGCCUCGUUUCCUCAUGGGCCGAGAUGAUAGCUGUCCCGCUCCCCACCGCCUCGAACCCAUGUGUGACAUGAAACUGGGAGAUCAGUGCAACGGAGAUGAAGACUGUGAUGCCUGGCAGAGCUGCUGUCAGAGCAAGUGUGGAAAAGUCUGUAUCCCCAGCAUCAUGGAUGAUGAUGAGGAGGGAGACUGCCCUGAUCGAUACCGGGCAAAGUGGAUCUGUGAGAGGAACUCGAGCAUGUCGUGUGUGAGGGACGAAGACUGCAGGAGCUGGGAGCAAUGCUGCGACGUGGGCUGCGGGAGGAGAUGUGUCCGCAGCAGCUCACUGCACAAGGGAGGGGCGCAGUGCCCACAGAGCAGUGCCCUGGGCAAGGUCUGCACCAUGAAGCUGGGAGAUGAAUGUGAAGCAGACACUGACUGUGACCGUUGGCAGAUGUGCUGUGACGCCGGCUGCGGAAAAAGAUGCGUCUUUCGUUUCUUCAAAGGAGAGAACAGGAGCUGCCCAGCUGCCGAACGCCUUACCCCGAUGUGUGACAUCAACUACGGCCAGGAGUGUCGAAACGACGAUGACUGUGAUCUGUGGCUGUCGUGCUGUGAGGCUGGAUGUGGGAAGCGAUGUGUCCGUCGGUAUUACGCACAUGAAACAGGAAAGCGAGACGCGCAGUGUCCCAAACCAUCCCAAACUCAACAUAUCUGUGACCGGGACGACGGUGAGGAAUGUGAGGGAGAUGACGACUGCACAAGGUGGAAGCGAUGCUGUCAGGUCGGAGAUUGCGGAAAACGCUGUGUCUACGGGGUCCGCAGGCGAGCGGAAGCGUUCGAAUGUCCAGCGCAGUCUCGCCUCCAGCCCAUUUGUCAGAUGAAACUGGGCUCUCAAUGUUCCACUGAUGACGACUGCGAUAUCUGGCAAAGAUGUUGUGAGACCGGAUGUGGGAAGAGAUGUGUCAUGAGUUUCAAGCCUGGAGAGCACGGAUCCACGUGUCCGGAUGGGACCAGACUGCAUUAUGUCUGUCGAAUGAACUUCACCUCUCGCUGCGACGGUGACGAUUCCUGUGGUCACUGGGCAUCGUGCUGUAACACGGAGUGUGGGCCUCGAUGUGUGUCACAGUGGUUUGCGAGAAAGCCUACUGACCAGUGUCCAGAGGAGGACACCCUCUCCAAGUUCUGUCGGAUCAGCACUGGGCAUUCUUGCCAGGACAGCCAGGACUGUGAUGGAUACCACUUGUGUUGUGAUGCUGGCUGUGGGAAGAAGUGCACCCCAAAGUGUUUCACAGGAGAGAACGGAACUUGUCCCUUCCCUGGGAGGCUGACGAUGUUGUGCAACACGACCCUGGGAAAAGACUGCAGGAACGACACGCAGUGUGACGUCUGGCAGAGGUGCUGCCUGGCCAAGGGCUGUGGGGGGAAAUGUGUGCCCACAUUCAUCAGUAAAUUUCUGCCAAAGAAAUGCCCGGAACAUUCCCAAGUGUCUUUCCUGUGUAAGAAAAGCUGGAUCCAAUCUUGUGAGGAUGAUGACGAUUGCCCUUCGUACAAACAGUGCUGUGAUAUUGGAUGUGGCAAGAAAUGUAUCUACUCCUUCAGACGCGGUGAGAGACCUGGAGAGUGCUCGAGCCCCAGUCAACUGAGCUAUGUCUGUAACACAACUCUGGGCAGGGAGUGUAAAAGUGAGAGUGACUGUGGCAGGUGGGGGACAUGCUGCUUUACCCCAUGUGGGUCAAGAUGUGUCCUCAAGCACUUCAGAGAUGAUAAUGGGCAGUGCCCUCGCCCCGACCAUCUUGCCUGUGUGUGUAACUCCACCUUUGGGAGGGUGUGUGAGUCAGAUGGAGAUUGUGCUGGAUCUCAAAGGUGCUGUGAUGCUGGUUGUCAGAAACGCUGUGUCCCGUCGUUCUACAGGAAGUCUGAUGGAGACUGGGGGAAAUCUGAGCAGUGUCCAAAGGUGUCCAGCCUGGAUCGUGUCUGCAGGAUGAAUCACAGCAUCUCGUGUGAAGACAAUGAGGACUGUGGGAAGUGGACGUCAUGUUGUGAGACUCCGUGUGGUAGACGCUGUGUGCACUCGUUCAUGGGACAGAACCGCAAUGUGUCAGUCUCAGUGUCUGUCACAGAUCGGACGUUUGGAAUGUGUCCUUCCCCUCAGCGCCUGUCUGCAGUGUGUGACAUGAAGUACGGUGAGCUGUGUGAGGAUGAUAACGACUGCUAUGCCUGGCAGACCUGCUGCAACACCAGUUGUGGGCAACGCUGUGUGCAUUCUUUCCACGGCAGGAGGAGUGAAGAAAGGUGUCCGUCAGCUUCCAGACUGAGGCACGUCUGCUCCGAGAGUUUCCAUACUCAGUGCGAUAAGGACAGUGACUGCGAAGAUUGGCAGACCUGCUGCAAUACCUCCUGUGGGAAUAGAUGUGUCUCCAAGUUCCUGACCAGAUCGACCCAAUGCCCUGCUUCCACACGCCUGGACCCGUUCUGUGAGAUGAAGCUGGGAGAUGUGUGUAUGAGUGACGCUGAUUGCUUUGCCUGGUCCUCGUGCUGCGAUGCUAACUGCGGAAAGAGAUGUGUGCCUCGUUUCCUCAUGGGCCGUGAUGAUAGCUGUCCCGCUCCCCACCGCCUCGAACCCAUGUGUGACAUGAAACUGGGAGAUCAGUGCAACGGAGAUGAAGACUGUGAUGCCUGGCAGAGCUGCUGUCAGAGCAAGUGUGGAAAAGUCUGUAUCCCCAGCAUCAUGGAUGAUGAUGAGGAGGGAGACUGCCCUGAUCGAUACCGGGCAAAGUGGAUCUGUGAGAGGAACUCGAGCAUGUCGUGUGUGAGGGACGAAGACUGCAGGAGCUGGGAGCAAUGCUGCGACGUGGGCUGCGGGAGGAGAUGUGUCCGCAGCAGCUCACUGCACAAGGGAGGGGCGCAGUGCCCACAGAGCAGUGCCCUGGGCAAGGUCUGCACCAUGAAGCUGGGAGAUGAAUGUGAAGCAGACACUGACUGUGACCGUUGGCAGAUGUGCUGUGACGCCGGCUGCGGAAGAAGAUGCGUCUUUCGUUUCUUCAAAGGAGAGAACAGGAGCUGCCCAGCUGCCGAACGCCUUACCCCGAUGUGUGACAUCAACUACGGCCAGGAGUGUCGAAACGACGAUGACUGUGAUCUGUGGCUGUCGUGCUGUGAGGCUGGAUGUGGGAAGCGAUGUGUCCGUCGGUAUUACGCACAUGAAACAGGAAAGCGAGACGCGCAGUGUCCCAAACCAUCCCAAACUCAACAUAUCUGUGACCGGGACGACGGUGAGGAAUGUGAGGGAGAUGACGACUGCACAAGGUGGAAGCGAUGCUGUCAGGUCGGAGAUUGCGGAAAACGCUGUGUCUACGGGGUCCGCAGGCGAGCGGAAGCGUUCGAAUGUCCAGCGCAGUCUCGCCUCCAGCCCAUUUGUCAGAUGAAACUGGGCUCUCAAUGUUCCACUGAUGACGACUGCGAUAUCUGGCAAAGAUGUUGUGAGACCGGAUGUGGGAAGAGAUGUGUCAUGAGUUUCAAGCCUGGAGAGCACGGAUCCACGUGUCCGGAUGGGACCAGACUGCAUUAUGUCUGUCGAAUGAACUUCACCUCUCGCUGCGACGGUGACGAUUCCUGUGGUCACUGGGCAUCGUGCUGUAACACGGAGUGUGGGCCUCGAUGUGUGUCACAGUGGUUUGCGAGAAAGCCUACUGACCAGUGUCCAGAGGAGGACACCCUCUCCAAGUUCUGUCGGAUCAGCACUGGGCAUUCUUGCCAGGACAGCCAGGACUGUGAUGGAUACCACUUGUGUUGUGAUGCUGGCUGUGGGAAGAAGUGCACCCCAAAGUGUUUCACAGGAGAGAACGGAACUUGUCCCUUCCCUGGGAGGCUGACGAUGUUGUGCAACACGACCCUGGGAAAAGACUGCAGGAACGACACGCAGUGUGACGUCUGGCAGAGGUGCUGCCUGGCCAAGGGCUGUGGGGGGAAAUGUGUGCCCACAUUCAUCAGUAAAUUUCUGCCAAAGAAAUGCCCGGAACAUUCCCAAGUGUCUUUCCUGUGUAAGAAAAGCUGGAUCCAAUCUUGUGAGGAUGAUGACGAUUGCCCUUCGUACAAACAGUGCUGUGAUAUUGGAUGUGGCAAGAAAUGUAUCUACUCCUUCAGACGCGGUGAGAGACCUGGAGAGUGCUCGAGCCCCAGUCAACUGAGCUAUGUCUGUAACACAACUCUGGGCAGGGAGUGUAAAAGUGAGAGUGACUGUGGCAGGUGGGGGACAUGCUGCUUUACCCCAUGUGGGUCAAGAUGUGUCCUCAAGCACUUCAGAGAUGAUAAUGGGCAGUGCCCUCGCCCCGACCAUCUUGCCUGUGUGUGUAACUCCACCUUUGGGAGGGUGUGUGAGUCAGAUGGAGAUUGUGCUGGAUCUCAAAGGUGCUGUGAUGCUGGUUGUCAGAAACGCUGUGUCCCGUCGUUCUACAGGAAGUCUGAUGGAGACUGGGGGAAAUCUGAGCAGUGUCCAAAGGUGUCCAGCCUGGAUCGUGUCUGCAGGAUGAAUCACAGCAUCUCGUGUGAAGACAAUGAGGACUGUGGGAAGUGGACGUCAUGUUGUGAGACUCCGUGUGGUAGACGCUGUGUGCACUCGUUCAUGGGACAGAACCGCAAUGUGUCAGUCUCAGUGUCUGUCACAGAUCGGACGUUUGGAAUGUGUCCUUCCCCUCAGCGCCUGUCUGCAGUGUGUGACAUGAAGUACGGUGAGCUGUGUGAGGAUGAUAACGACUGCUAUGCCUGGCAGACCUGCUGCAACACCAGUUGUGGGCAACGCUGUGUGCAUUCUUUCCACGGCAGGAGGAGUGAAGAAAGGUGUCCGUCAGCUUCCAGACUGAGGCACGUCUGCUCCGAGAGUUUCCAUACUCAGUGCGAUAAGGACAGUGACUGCGAAGAUUGGCAGACCUGCUGCAAUACCUCCUGUGGGAAUAGAUGUGUCUCCAAGUUCCUGACCAGAUCGACCCAAUGCCCUGCUUCCACACGCCUGGACCCGUUCUGUGAGAUGAAGCUGGGAGAUGUGUGUAUGAGUGACGCUGAUUGCUUUGCCUGGUCCUCGUGCUGCGAUGCUAACUGCGGAAAGAGAUGUGUGCCUCGUUUCCUCAUGGGCCGUGAUGAUAGCUGUCCCGCUCCCCACCGCCUCGAACCCAUGUGUGACAUGAAACUGGGAGAUCAGUGCAACGGAGAUGAAGACUGUGAUGCCUGGCAGAGCUGCUGUCAGAGCAAGUGUGGAAAAGUCUGUAUCCCCAGCAUCAUGGAUGAUGAUGAGGAGGGAGACUGCCCUGAUCGAUACCGGGCAAAGUGGAUCUGUGAAAGGAACUCGAGCAUGUCGUGUGUGAGGGACGAAGACUGCAGGAGCUGGGAGCAAUGCUGCGACGUGGGCUGCGGGAGGAGAUGUGUCCGCAGCAGCUCACUGCACAAGGGAGGUGCGCAGUGCCCACAGAGCAGUGCCCUGGGCAAGGUCUGCACCAUGAAGCUGGGAGAUGAAUGUGAAGCAGACACUGACUGUGACCGUUGGCAGAUGUGCUGUGACGCCGGCUGCGGAAAAAGAUGCGUCUUUCGUUUCUUCAAAGGAGAGAACAGGAGCUGCCCAGCUGCCGAACGCCUUACCCCGAUGUGUGACAUCAACUACGGCCAGGAGUGUCGAAACGACGAUGACUGUGAUCUGUGGCUGUCGUGCUGUGAGGCUGGAUGUGGGAAGCGAUGUGUCCGUCGGUAUUACGCACAUGAAACAGGAAAGCGAGACGCACAGUGUCCCAAACCAUCCCAAACUCAACAUAUCUGUGACCGGGACGACGGUGAGGAAUGUGAGGGAGAUGACGACUGCACAAGGUGGAAGCGAUGCUGUCAGGUCGGAGAUUGCGGAAAACGCUGUGUCUACGGGGUCCGCAGGCGAGCGGAAGGGUUCGAAUGUCCAGCGCAGUCUCGCCUCCAGCCCAUUUGUCAGAUGAAACUGGGCUCUCAAUGUUCCACUGAUGACGACUGCGAUAUCUGGCAAAGGUGUUGUGAGACCGGAUGUGGGAAGAGAUGUGUCAUGAGUUUCAAGCCUGGAGAGCACGGAUCCACGUGUCCGGAUGGGACCAGACUGCAUUAUGUCUGUCGAAUGAACUUCACCUCUCGCUGCGACGGUGACGAUUCCUGUGGUCACUGGGCAUCGUGCUGUAACACGGAGUGUGGGCCUCGAUGUUUGUCACAGUGGUUUGCGAGAAAGCCUACUGACCAGUGUCCAGAGGAGGACACCCUCUCCAAGUUCUGUCGGAUCAGCACUGGGCAUUCUUGCCAGGACAGCCAGGACUGUGAUGGAUACCACUUGUGUUGUGAUGCUGGCUGUGGGAAGAAGUGCACCCCAAAGUGUUUCACAGGAGAGAACGGAACUUGUCCCUUCCCUGGGAGGCUGACGAUGUUGUGCAACACGACCCUGGGAAAAGACUGCAGGAACGACACGCAGUGUGACGUCUGGCAGAGGUGCUGCCUGGCCAAGGGCUGUGGUGGGAAAUGUGUGCCCACAUUCAUCAGUAAAUUUCUGCCAAAGAAAUGCCCGGAACAUUCCCAAGUGUCUUUCCUGUGUAAGAAAAGCUGGAUCCAAUCUUGUGAGGAUGAUGACGAUUGCCCUUCGUACAAACAGUGCUGUGAUAUUGGAUGUGGCAAGAAAUGUAUCUACUCCUUCAGACGCGGUGAGAGACCUGGAGAGUGCUCGAGCCCCAGUCAACUGAGCUAUGUCUGUAACACAACUCUGGGCAGGGAGUGUCAAAGUGAGAGUGACUGUGGCAGGUGGGGGACAUGCUGCUUUACCCCAUGUGGGUCAAGAUGUGUCCUCAAGCACUUCAGAGAUGAUAAUGGGCAGUGCCCUCGCCCCGACCAUCUUGCCUGUGUGUGUAACUCCACCUUUGGGAGGGUGUGUGAGUCAGAUGGAGAUUGUGCUGGAUCUCAAAGGUGCUGUGAUGCUGGUUGUCAGAAACGCUGUGUCCCGUCGUUCUACAGGAAGUCUGAUGGAGACUGGGGGAAAUCUGAGCAGUGUCCAGAGGUGUCCAGCCUGGAUCGUGUCUGCAGGAUGAAUCACAGCAUCUCGUGUGAAGACAAUGAGGACUGUGGGAAGUGGACGUCAUGUUGUGAGACUCCGUGUGGUAGACGCUGUGUGCACUCGUUCAUGGGACAGAACCGUAAUGUGUCAGUCUCAGUGUCUGUCACAGAUCGGACGUUUGGAAUGUGUCCUUCCCCUCAGCGCCUGUCUGCAGUGUGUGACAUGAAGUACGGUGAGCUGUGUGAGGAUGAUAACGACUGCUAUGCCUGGCAGACCUGCUGCAACACCAGUUGUGGGCAACGCUGUGUGCAUUCUUUCCACGGCAGGAGGAGUGAAGAAAGGUGUCCGUCAGCUUCCAGACUGAGGCACGUCUGCUCCGAGAGUUUCCAUACUCAGUGCGAUAAGGACAGUGACUGCGAAGAUUGGCAGACCUGCUGCAAUACCUCCUGUGGGAAUAGAUGUGUCUCCAAGUUUCUGACCAGAUCGACCCAAUGCCCUGCUUCCACACGCCUGGACCCGUUCUGUGAGAUGAAGCUGGGAGAUGUGUGUAUGAGUGACGCUGAUUGCUUUGCCUGGUCCUCGUGCUGCGAUGCUAACUGCGGAAAGAGAUGUGUGCCUCGUUUCCUCAUGGGCCGAGAUGAUAGCUGUCCCGCUCCCCACCGCCUCGAACCCAUGUGUGACAUGAACCUGGGAGAUCAGUGCAACGGAGAUGAAGACUGUGAUGCCUGGCAGAGCUGCUGUCAGAGCAAGUGUGGAAAAGUCUGUAUCCCCAGCAUCAUGGAUGAUGAUGAGGAGGGAGACUGCCCUGAUCGAUACCGGGCAAAGUGGAUCUGUGAGAGGAACUCGAGCAUGUCGUGUGUGAGGGACGAAGACUGCAGGAGCUGGGAGCAAUGCUGCGACGUGGGCUGCGGGAGGAGAUGUGUCCGCAGCAGCUCACUGCACAAGGGAGGGGCGCAGUGCCCACAGAGCAGUGCCCUGGGCAAGGUCUGCACCAUGAAGCUGGGAGAUGAAUGUGAAGCAGACACUGACUGUGACCGUUGGCAGAUGUGCUGUGACGCCGGCUGCGGAAGAAGAUGCGUCUUUCGUUUCUUCAAAGGAGAGAACAGGAGCUGCCCAGCUGCCGAACGCCUUACCCCGAUGUGUGACAUCAACUACGGCCAGGAGUGUCGAAACGACGAUGACUGUGAUCUGUGGCUGUCGUGCUGUGAGGCUGGAUGUGGGAAGCGAUGUGUCCGUCGGUAUUACGCACAUGGAAAGCGAGACGCGCAGUGUCCCAAACCAUCCCAAACUCAACAUAUCUGUGACCGGGACGACGGUGAGGAAUGUGAGGGAGACGACGACUGCACAAGGUGGAAGCGAUGCUGUCAGGUCGGAGAUUGCGGAAAACGCUGUGUCUACGGGGUCCGCAGGCGAGAGAACUGCCGCUCCGACGGGGACUGCAGCCCUCAUCAACAGUGCUGCAAAGGACAAUGCCAGCUGAAGUGCAAAUCGUCUGCAGAUGAUCCAACUCAGUCUGACUCUGAGGCAUCUUCCCCAGGCAGAGCUCGAGGAGGAGGGAAGGAGAGACCUGGCCACGGCAGGAAUCCGGACUCGGGGAGGAAGGAGGAAACGAGAGUUGUGAUCCCGCAGGAUGAAAACGGUGACGAUGAAGGCAUUGCUGCUUGUUUCAGAGCAGAAUGAUUAAAACGGGUAGCGAGAGAGAGUGAGGCGGGGAGAAAGGUGUUUUUUGUGGGGAAUGGGUGUACCACAGGUAGAGAAAUAGGUCAGUAGACUGUGGUGGGGGCGAUGGGAGGACGAGAUGUAACAUCAUCAGCGUAACAUAAAUACUUGGUUCGUUUUAGUAAAGGGAGGACACUGUCUAACAGUCUGAGCACAGGGAAAGUCAGCAUUGUGUAACAGGAGCGAAAGUAUUCUGCAAAUAAAUUCUACAUGCUGCAA